Rhopalosiphum maidis (corn leaf aphid) is the source of this 1356-nucleotide messenger RNA. RefSeq names its product pre-mRNA-splicing factor 38 (gene Prp38). The record is from RefSeq and is a predicted model, not a curated record. Gene Ontology annotation, cellular component: precatalytic spliceosome. The transcript has a single exon. Bases 478 to 1290 code for a protein of 270 amino acids. Lineage: Eukaryota; Metazoa; Arthropoda; Insecta; Hemiptera; Aphididae.
UAAUCUCGGCGUUUUGUCGUUUUUAGUGUUUUUUACCUCUAUUUAUUCAAAAUAUAUUUUAUGGUCUAAAUGUCGACUUGUCGUAGUGUCGUAUUGUCAAUUAUACUGUAUAGUGUAUAUCGUCCGGUUGAUAUUUGCAUAUUAAUUUAAUCUUUUAACUAUGGCCGGUACUUACUACUUACUGAAAAAAAUAGUAAAUAGUCAGUUGUCACUAUAAUUUAAUAGUUCUGAUUUACUCACCAUUGGACACGGGACAGUUUUCAUUAAGGCACUAAUCCCAGUGAGCUGUCUCAAAUUCUAAAUCAUCGUUCGACACUGAUACCACAAAAUAGAAUAAUUUUAUUAGAUUUUUUUUGCUGAUAUCUUGUAAGUUAAUAUUUUGUUUUUUCAAAUUGUUGUUGUUGACAUUUUAUUACGUGUCAAUUAUUAUUAUUUAAAUUAUUAAAUAAGUAAAUAGUAACAACUAUUUAACAAAGGAUGGCCAAUCGUACGGUAAAAGAUGCAAAAACUAUUCAUGGGACAAAUCCUCAAUAUUUAAUUGAAAAGAUCAUACGGUCUCGUAUUUAUGACAACAAAUUCUGGAAAGAAGAAUGCUUUGCUCUGUCUGCUGAAUUGCUGGUGGACAAAGCAAUGUCAAUGCGAUUUAUAGGAGGAGUAUUUGGCGGUAAUAUAAAACCCACUCCUUUCUUGUGCUUGACAUUAAAGAUGUUGCAAAUACAACCUGAAAAAGAUAUCAUUGUGGAGUUCAUAAAAAAUGAAGAAUUUAAAUAUGUCCGGGCACUAGGAGCGUUUUAUAUGCGCUUGACAGGCUCGUCAGUAGAUUGUUACAAAUAUUUGGAACCAUUGUUGGCUGACAGUCGUAAGUUAAGAAGACAAAAUCGAGAUGGCCAAUUUGAGCUUAUACAUAUUGAUGAAUUUAUUGACUCACUGCUACGAGAUGAACGUGUUUGUGAUGUUAUAUUACCACGUAUACAAAGCAGACACGUGCUAGAAGAAAACAAUGAAUUAGAACCCAAAGUGUCUAUACUUGAAGAGGACAUUGAAGAAGGUGUUGAAUCAUCAGAUGAAGAAGAACCUACAGAGAAAAGAAGGGAAAAGGAAAAUAGGAAUAAACAUUCUCCGACAAAAGAAAAAAGAAGAGACAGAGAGCGUGAAAAGAGGAAUAGAGAUAGAGAUCGAAGAGAUCGUGAUAGGAACGAUAGAAGAGAUAGAGACCGACAUAGAAGGAGUAGAAGUCAUGAUCGAGAUCGAACAAAAAGACAUAGAUCUAGAUCACCUUAUAGAAAGUAAAACAACAUUUUUAUUUGUAUACAUGUAUAUUUUUUUUAACAAAUAAAUAAUUUUAAUUCAAUCAAA